GUAAACUCUCAACCCCCGAUGUGCCUUCGCUUCAGUCGGAUAUGAAAGACGAACACGAGAUUAUUUAUAAAGCAGAUCUGCUGCUUCAUGUUAACGCUUACAGGUACCGAAACAACUUAAUGACUGAAGACAUGAAAAAAUUGAAGGACGAAUUCGAGGCGACUGAUUUGAAGCCGAGCAGAGACGACACGUGUGAGUUUCUGAGCAAGCAGUUGAAACUCCUCGAGAAACACAGUGUGGAAGACGAAAGUGUGAACAGUCUCGGCUUCCGGUCCAAAGUGAAACCCCAAGAAAUGGCUGCUGGGUUUAGGUUCAAACUAACCGAGCCCGACGGAAAUCGAGGAAUGGCAGAUAAUGAUUUGGAGCCAAAAGAAAGUUUGCUAAAUGGAUUUAGUUUCACAGUGUUGUGCGAAUUGAUGUUUGCUGCUUUGAUUGUGUUUUCUGGCGUUCAAAUUGGAAUUAUGUGGGAACAAUGACAAAUUAGAACCCAACUGAUUGAUUAAAUCACAACUUGGAUAAGUUCAUUGAUGCGUUGAGAUAGAUUUUAAUUAAUACACUGCU
This is a messenger RNA of Symsagittifera roscoffensis, 561 nucleotides long. RefSeq lists its product as uncharacterized. The transcript is spliced from 3 exons. NCBI's taxonomy places the organism in Eukaryota, Metazoa, Xenacoelomorpha, Acoela, Convolutidae. The record is from RefSeq and is a predicted model, not a curated record. The coding region runs from base 42 to 476 and encodes 144 amino acids.